Colletotrichum spaethianum is the source of this 522-nucleotide messenger RNA. Its product is annotated as ubiquinone biosynthesis protein coq9, mitochondrial. The record is from RefSeq and is a predicted model, not a curated record. Gene Ontology annotation, molecular function: lipid binding. The transcript has a single exon. Gene Ontology annotation, biological process: ubiquinone biosynthetic process. The coding region runs from base 1 to 522 and encodes 173 amino acids. NCBI's taxonomy places the organism in Eukaryota, Fungi, Ascomycota, Sordariomycetes, Glomerellales, Glomerellaceae. Gene Ontology annotation, cellular component: mitochondrial inner membrane.
AUGUCCAUUCCUUACCGCCCGGCCGCUAGAACGGCCUUCCGCUCUCUGCGCCAGUGUCCGAAGGGCGCCUUCGCCGGCCCCCGGAUGAGCCGGUCCUAUCAGUCCUACGAUCACCCGGACUCGACUACGUCCUUUCACCCGCACGAACAGACGAUCUUGUCGGCGGCCUACAAGUAUGUGCCAGAGCACGGGUUCUCACACAAAGCUCUCGCACUUGGCGCUAAGGAUGCCGGAUACCUCGACAUUAGCACCAGCGUGCUGCCAGACGGCCCCUUCAGCCUGAUCCGCUACCACCUUGUGACAAAGAGGGAGGGUUUGGCCGCCAAGGGCAAGCAAAUAUUUGGAGAGAUGUCGCAAGCCGGCGUUGGCGAGAAAGUCGAGCGUCUCACAUGGGAGCGGUUAAUAGAAAACAAACCCAUCGUUGACCGCUGGCAAGAGGUAGCGCAAAUCCCUUUCCCUUUACCCUUUUCUUUGUCCAUCCCACUGCCUGCUAUAGGCAACAAGCUUGUGGUCCCAUACUAA